AUGAGGAAAGAGAAGCCUAGCGAGCGUUUGCCAUCCGCUGGAGUACCGAUUGCGCUCUCUUACUCUCUGAUGGCAGCCGCUAAAGAGAUUCGGCGCCCAAUCGCUGCUACGAUCCGCCUCACCGUCCCCGCCGGCGCCGCCCGACCGGCUCCUCCCGUUGGUCCCGCUCUCGGCCAGUACCGGCUUAAUCUCAUGGCCUUCUGCAAGGACUUCAAUGCCCGGACGCAGAAGUACAAGCCGGAUACCCCCAUGGCAGUCACCAUUACUGCCUACAAAGACAAUACCUUCGAGUUUAUCGUGAAGUCGCCGUCGGUGACCUGGUUCCUGAAAAAGUCCGCCGGUAUCGAAUCGGGAAGCGGCCGCCCUGGCCAUCUUGUGACAUCUUCCAUCACUCUCCGCCACGUAUACGAGAUCGCCAAGUUGAAGCAGUCCGAUCCCUACUCCCAGUUCAUGAGUCUCGAAUCCAUUUGCAAGUCUAUCAUUGGAACAGCGAAUAGCAUGGGCAUCAAGGUUGUCAGAGAUCUGGAGGAAUAAAAGAGGUGAGGGAAGAGGAUCGGAAGUGUGAGAAUGAUCAGUUACAGGAUUCCUUUGGUUUUACUAUUGUUUUAUUUCUUUUGGUCUUUUAGAUAUUCUUUUGUAGUUAUGAGCAAGCAGAUGGUGUAUUGAAUCGGUAUGACUCAUGGCUAUUGUACAUGAUUUUUGGACAAUGAUUACAUAUGUAUAUUGAUGAUUUGAUCAAUAGAUUUUGCUCCCGCUAAUAUUUUAUUAUAAAAAAAAAAUAGAUAACUUUGAUUGUUAAUUAAAAGAUAAAAUAAAUAUUUUUUUUUAAUUAAAUUCUGUGGCGUUACAAAGACGACAAUACUUUUGAUUGCCAAUUAUCAUUGUUGUGUAAUGGGCUUUGAACAUGGAUGUCAAGACGAUGUCAAUUGUUGAUCUUGAGAUGACUUUGUGUCGAUGUUAAGAUGAUAUUGGACAAAAAUGAGAUGUCAAGAUAGCAUGGGGGUGUGAUUGUGGGUGUAAAAAUUAUUGGCAUAGAGCUUCAAUGUUAACACAAGAUCUGACUUUGAUGUUGAGAUGAUUUUAAAACACCGAUGUUGUAAUGCAUUGGACGUCUAUAUCAAAAUGACAUCGAGCGUUGUUUUAAAACCCUAGUCGCAACCUACCAGAGAGAAAUGAAAAUGAACGAAGAAAAAAAAAAGAAUGUUCAAGGAAUGGGGUAUUAAGUGCUGACAAUUUAUUUUAGGCUUUGAAGAGGAAAUAAGAAAUUUAAUUUUUACUAAAAAAAGUGAGAUUCAAUAAAUUAUAUUUAUUUUUUUUUUCAUAAAUAUUUUAGAAAUAGGUGUCGGACACACGUGUCCAAUUUAUUUUUAAUAUUUUUUUAAAACGAUACAUCUUCGACGUGUUGGACAUGUGUCAUGUACGAUACGUGUCGGAUACAACAUUCCUCUUUGAGAAGUGUUGGUGCUUCAUAGGUGAGGACUCUACCCAACACUAGGUUCCUCUUGGGGACCACUAGCUGGCAAACCCUAUUGGAGACUUUGAAAUUUCAUUAGGUAAAGAUCCUAUCUACACACCUAUCUUGUUAGGGCUUAAUGUGAUCUUAUGGGAAUUUUUGGUGUGUCCAACACUAGAUGCUCUUCAUGCUCCCCUUCAAGGAUUUUGCUUGCUAUUUAACAUAAUAGGUAGUGGUGUUUGGUACUAAGUUUUUUGUUAAAGCCCAAAAUGAGUUCGCAUACUGUUUAAAGGAGAAAACCUAGGCAUGUAGCCAGUAAAGGUUUACUGAGCAUGAAUGCAUGGAACUUGUUAUGCUAAACUAUAAAAAAGAUUCUGACCUACUGAAACUAAGGUG
Molecule: messenger RNA, 1849 nt
Organism: Dendrobium catenatum
Lineage: Eukaryota; Viridiplantae; Streptophyta; Magnoliopsida; Asparagales; Orchidaceae
Product: 54S ribosomal protein L19, mitochondrial
Exons: 2
Coding region: 1-534 (177 amino acids)
Biological process (GO): translation
Cellular component (GO): large ribosomal subunit; ribosome
Molecular function (GO): structural constituent of ribosome; large ribosomal subunit rRNA binding
Source: RefSeq, a predicted model, not a curated record